AUGGAUUUACGUAGCAAUUCUUUGUCAGAGAUCUCCAGAUCGAUUUGGUUUGUCCGUAGAUCAACGACUCACGUUCCUCUUCGUUGUUACAAAGGAAAGUACCAUAACGACAAUUGA
This is a messenger RNA of Heterostelium album PN500, 117 nucleotides long. RefSeq lists its product as uncharacterized. The transcript has a single exon. Bases 1 to 117 code for a protein of 38 amino acids. NCBI's taxonomy places the organism in Eukaryota, Evosea, Eumycetozoa, Acytosteliales, Acytosteliaceae. The record is from RefSeq and is a predicted model, not a curated record.